Molecule: messenger RNA, 414 nt
Organism: Letharia columbiana
Lineage: Eukaryota; Fungi; Ascomycota; Lecanoromycetes; Lecanorales; Parmeliaceae
Exons: 1
Coding region: 1-414 (137 amino acids)
Source: RefSeq, a predicted model, not a curated record
AUGCGCCAAACCCCCGCUUCGAUAAAGCCGUUCAGCAAUGGCUCAAGGCCGAUCAAGCAUCAUGUCAAGAUACAGCUGCAGAAGAGCGUGAAGCUGGAAUGGCAUCCGAGGAAGCACAAAAUGAAUCUUGCGCAAAUGACAACGAGUUUUGGAACUUUUUGGAGGCCAUUGAAGACUUCGGCGAGCUCGAAGAGCCAGAGACCCCAGUGGCUUCGGCGCCUCCAUCAUGUGGCGAAUCUUGCUGGGGUCUUGUCAAACUAUGCGGCGCAAGCGACGGAUGUCGCUGCAUUGCGGACUCAUUCCAAGGUGUUGGAAGCCGCUAUUACACCGGGACCUGCAAGCCAUCCAACUUUGUAUUUGAUGGCCGCCGGCUCCACGAGGUUUCAGUCAAUGGCACAGAUCUCGUUCACGUGA